GCGGCAGAGAAGGGUCAUGUAGAGUCAAUGCAUAGUCUUACCUAUUGUUACAACAAUGGUGAAAAGAUAGAGAAGAACUUGAGAAUGGCCUUUUACUGGUUUAAGAAAGCAGCAGAGAAGGGUCAUGAAGGGUCAAUGUACGAUCUUGCCUUAUGUUACCACAAUGGUGAAGGGACAGAAAAGGACUUGAAAAUGGCUUUUUACUUGUAUCAGAAAGCGGCAGAGAAGGGUCAUAAAGAAUCAAUAUACAAUCUUGCCUUACAUUACUACAAUGGUAAAGGGACAGAAAAGGACUUGGAAAUGGCUUUUCUCUGGUUUCAAAAAGCAUCAGAGAAGGGUUAUGAAGAGUCAAUGCACAGUCUUGCCUUAUAUUAUAACAAUGGUGAAGUGACAGAAAAGGACUUGGGAAUGGCCUUUCACUGGUUUCAAAAAGCAGCAGAGAAGGGUCAUGAAGAGUCUAUGCAUAGUCUUGCCUUAUGUUACAACAAUGGUGAAGGAACAGAGAAGAAUUUGGAAAAAGCCUUUUAUUGGCACAAAAUAACUCCUGAUAAUUUUAAAAUUAACAACUUAUGCAAGGAAUGCAAUCAACCAUAUAUUGAUUACAAAUGGUGCCAACAAUGUAAUAUUAAACAAUUUCAGCAAGAAUUUUCAAAAUGGACUAGUAAAAAUAAAUUUAUUGAUAAAUUUAUUCAAGAAGCACAACUAAAUGCUAAAAGUAAUUAUGAAGUUUUAGAAUGGAUACCUUAUAAUAAGUUGAAUAAUAUUAAUUAUUAUGAUAAAGGAGGAUUUAGUGAAAUUUAUAGGGCUAUUUGGUCAGAUGGACCUAUUGAUAGUUGGAACUUUAAUGAACAACAAUGGAAUAGAUGGACUGAAUAUGAGGUUAUUCUUAAAAAUCUUAAUAAUUCAUCAAGUUUAAAUGAUAAAUUUUUAGAUGAGGUAUAG
Molecule: messenger RNA, 942 nt
Organism: Rhizophagus irregularis DAOM 181602=DAOM 197198
Lineage: Eukaryota; Fungi; Glomeromycota; Glomeromycetes; Glomerales; Glomeraceae
Molecular function (GO): protein binding
Source: RefSeq, a predicted model, not a curated record